AUGUCGUCCUUAAUCAGAAGGGUGAUCAGCACCACGAAAGCCCCAGCGGCCAUUGGUCCCUACAGUCAGGCGGUGCUAGUCGACAGGACCCUUUACAUCUCGGGACAGCUGGGCAUGGACCCUGCCAGCGGGCAGCUUGUGCCAGGAGGGGUGAAAGAAGAAGCUAAACAAGCUCUUAACAACAUGGGCGAGAUCCUGAAAGCGGCAGGCUGCGACUUCAGUAACGUGGUCAAAACAACUGUGCUGCUGGCUGACAUAAAUGACUUCAGUACUGUCAAUGACAUCUACAAACAGUAUUUCAAGAGCAAUUUUCCUGCGAGAGCUGCUUACCAGGUUGCCGCUUUGCCCAGGGGAGGCCGCGUGGAGAUCGAAGCCGUGGCCGUCCAAGGCCCUCUCGCAUGA
Pipistrellus nathusii (Nathusius's pipistrelle) is the source of this 402-nucleotide messenger RNA. The record is from the annotation of a GenBank genome assembly. Lineage: Eukaryota; Metazoa; Chordata; Mammalia; Chiroptera; Vespertilionidae.